AAAUCAUCAUCAUCAUCAUUAUCAUCGAAAAUCAUUGCCAAUGGCCAAUAUCAAUGAUACUGAUCGAUUGUCUUUCAAUUUUUUUAUCAUACGAAAAUUGCUUACAUCAUCAUCAUCAUCACCAAUAGAUGAUGAUAAUGAUGGAUCAUCAAUGAUUAAAGAUCCAAAAUUUCCACCAGAUCUUUUUACUGAAAAACAACGUAGAAAUGGUGCCAUUAUAUUUCAUAUAAUUGGAAUGAUUUAUAUGUUUGUUGCAUUAGCAAUCGUAUGUGAUGAAUUUUUCAUACCAUCAUUGGAUGUGAUUACUGAAAAAUUGGCUAUUAGUGAAGAUGUUGCCGGCGCUACAUUUAUGGCAGCCGGUGGAUCUGCUCCAGAACUAUUCACAUCGAUCAUUGGUGUAUUCAUUAGUUUUGAUGAUGUUGGAAUCGGCACCAUUGUCGGUUCGGCCGUAUUCAACAUAUUGUUUGUAUUAUCAAUGUGUGCUAUAUUUUCAAAAAAUGUACUCGAUCUAACAUGGUGGCCAUUAUUUCGUGAUGUAUCAUUCUAUUCAUUGAUAUUGAUCACAUUGGUUAUAUUUUUCAUUGAUUCAACAAUAUUCUGGUAUGAAGCAUUGAUUCUAUUAACCUGGUAUGCAGCCUAUGUUAUAUUUAUGAAAUUUAAUGAAUCAAUUGAACAAUUUGUAAAACGAAUAAUAAAUGGUGCCAAAGUCAAUAAUAAUGGCAAUGAUGAUGUAAUGAAUAUACCGUCAAACUAUCAGUUUAAACGUAAAUCAUCUACACCAAUGUUACAUGGUGGUACAAAAUUUCGUCAAGGUCUAUUACAAUUAAUGAUACAUUCAAUUGAUCCAUUAUAUGAAGAACCAUUACAGAUGGCACAAACAAAUAUUAUAGAUGGCAAUAUUAUGUCGUCGACAACAACAACAACUAUUGCCUCUAAAUCACAUAUACAUCCACCUGGUGCUGCAUAUUGUCCAAUUUGUGGUGAAGAUAAACAUCAAAUUAAAUUAGAUUCGAAUGGUAUAUUUCAUACACAUGAUCAUCAUCAAUAUCAACAACAACAACAACAACAACAACAACAACAACAACAAAAUAAUGGAAAUAGUAAUUAUCAUCAUUAUGAUGAUGAUGAUGAUCAAAAUCAUAAAGAUGGUAUUAUCAUUAUCGAUAAUCAUCAUCAUCAUCACAAUAAUAAUAAUAAUAACGCACAUAAUAAUAAUAAUCAAACGGUGAAUGGUAAUCAUUUAUCUCAUCAGGAUACGAUUACAGGGACAGAAAAUAAUGAUGUACCAUUAGAUGUUUCAUGGCCAGAAACAUUACGUGAACGAUUGACAUAUUGUCUAUUGGCACCGAUAAUCAUUCCAUUAUGGUUAACAUUACCAGAUGUUCGACGUGCUGACAAACGUAAAUGGUUUACAAUCACAUUCAUUGGUUCAAUAAUGUGGAUUGGUCUUUAUUCAUAUUUUAUGGUUUGGUGGGCAACAUUGGUUGGUGAUACAUUUCGUAUACCAUCCGAAAUAAUGGGAUUAACAUUUUUGGCUGCCGGUACAUCGAUACCAGAUCUAAUUACAUCGGUAUUGGUUGCACGUAAAGGUCUUGGUGAUAUGGCCGUAUCCAGUUCCAUUGGUAGCAAUAUAUUUGAUGUGGCUGUUGGAUUACCAUUUCCAUGGCUAAUUUAUACCAUACUAUUCGGUCAGGUGAAUGUCAAUUCAUCUGGAAUGAUUUGUUCAGUGAUAUUAUUAUUUUUAAUGUUAUUAUUCGUUAUAAUCACCAUUGCUGCAUUCAAAUGGCGUCUGAACAUUAGUAUGGCAGCCGUUAUGUUUGCAUUGUAUUUUUUCUUUAUUGCCUGUUCAUUGAUGCUAGAAAAUGAUGUAAUCAAAUGUUCUUCCAUUAUUAAUAUUUUUGCAUUUUGAAUCAUCAAUAAUCAAAAAAAAUCAUCAUUCCGUAUUCAAAUUCGUCAAUUUUAUCAUCCAACAAGAAUAUUCUUCUUUUAUCUUGGCAAUAAUAAACUUUAUAGAAAUUUCUCAUUCAUUCAACAUGUAGAAUUUUUAAAACAACAACAAAAACGAAAAAC
Molecule: messenger RNA, 2070 nt
Organism: Dermatophagoides farinae (American house dust mite)
Lineage: Eukaryota; Metazoa; Arthropoda; Arachnida; Sarcoptiformes; Pyroglyphidae
Product: sodium/potassium/calcium exchanger 2-like
Biological process (GO): intracellular calcium ion homeostasis; calcium ion transmembrane transport
Cellular component (GO): plasma membrane
Molecular function (GO): calcium, potassium:sodium antiporter activity; calcium channel activity
Source: RefSeq, a predicted model, not a curated record